This is a messenger RNA of Scophthalmus maximus (turbot), 2799 nucleotides long. RefSeq names its product aarF domain containing kinase 5 (gene adck5). The transcript has 15 exons. Bases 127 to 2043 code for a protein of 638 amino acids. Lineage: Eukaryota; Metazoa; Chordata; Actinopteri; Pleuronectiformes; Scophthalmidae. The record is from RefSeq and is a predicted model, not a curated record.
GUUCCACAUCUUCGAGAGUCUGGACGGAAAAGAAUAGACCCAUGUGUAAAAUAAAGCUCUCAAAACGGGGAGAGAGAAGAAAAAAAAACUAUAAAGAAUAUUCAAGCAAAAACGGAAGUAAGCUUGAUGUCACACUCUCGCUCUCGCCUGCGGCUCUUCGGCUCUUCGGCUCUUCGGCUAACCAAUAGUAGACAAGCUAGUAGUGGAGGGAGGCGGCGUGAAUUCUCCCACAGGACGGGACUUUGGACGUCGAAUCGGCAGUUUGGAGCUGGAGCCGGAGCUGCUCCCCGUCGACUCGCCGACAUGACAGCGGAGGCUUCCAGAGUGUUAAACUUGUGUCUGCGUCACUCGUCUCUGCUCCGAAGAUGCUCCCGUCCUGGCUCGUCGCUCCACGCAACCAGAUUCUUCAGUUCACACAGGGACGGUAAGCGCAGAGGGCUGCUGUGGAAGUCACUUGUCGGGGUCUCCGUCGGCGUCCCCGUGGCGGUUGGGGUCCAGUACGCUCUGUCGGAGCCCAGAGAGAGGAGGAAGAUGAGGAUUGUGCUUGAAGGAUUUGGUCGCUUCUGCAGAUCCCUCUCUGUGGGAAUGCUCAUCUCCGUGGAUUACUGGUGGACCACCAACGUAGCGCUCCGCGGCCUGGAUGAGAGCAGCCCAUCCUACGUGGCCGAGAUGUCCGCCUGCCACCAGAGGGCAGCCGACUGCAUGGUGGAGGGUGCCGUCCGGAACGGGGGCAUCUACGUCAAACUCGGCCAAGGCCUGUGCUCCUUCAACCACCUGCUCCCGCCCGAGUACGUCCGCACCCUGCAAGUGCUGGAGGACAAGGCGCUGGACAGGAGAUACAGGGAGGUCGACGCUCUCUUCAAAGAGGACUUCAACAAAACGCCGGAGCAGCUCUUUAAAACAUUCGACCCAGAACCCAUAGCUGCGGCCAGCCUGGCACAGGUUCAUAAAGCAGAGCUCUUCGACGGGACUCCUGUCGCGGUGAAGGUGCAAUACAUUGACCUCAGGGAUCGAUUCGACGGCGACAUCCGAGCGCUGGAGAUUCUGCUGGACGUCGUGCAGUUCAUGCACCCCACCUUCGGGUUCCGCUGGGUCCUCAAGGACCUGAAGGGCACGCUGGCCCAAGAGCUGGACUUCGAGAACGAGGCCAGGAACUCCGAGAGGUGCGCGCAGGAGCUGAAACACUUCCAGUUCGUCGUUGUGCCCAAAGUCUUCUGGGAGCAAACGAGUAAGAGGGUGCUGACUGCAGAGUUCUGCCACGGUUGCAAAAUCAACAAUGUGGAGGACAUCAAGAGACGAGGGUUGAGUCUAAAAGAUACCGCAGAUAAACUGAUCAGAACGUUCGCUGAGCAAAUAUUCUACACGGGCUUCAUCCACGCUGAUCCUCACCCUGGAAAUGUUCUAGUGAGACGAGGGCCAGACAACAAGGCAGAGUUGGUGCUGUUGGACCACGGGUUGUACGAAUACCUCAGUCAGCGCGACAGAGUGGCCCUCUGUAAACUGUGGAGAUCCAUCGUCCUGCGCGAUGAGGCGGCAAUGAAGGAGAACUCCAACGCACUUGGCGUCAAAGAGUACUUACUGUUCUGCGAGAUACUGCUGCAGCGGCCCAUCGACAUGCGGGAGUUGGGCCUGUCCAACAUCCUGAGCCGCGAGGAGACCACGUACAUGCGCGACAUGGCCGUCCACCGCUUCGGGAGCAUCAUGCAGGUGCUGAAGUCGAUGCCGCGGCCCAUGCUGCUUGUCUUCCGCAACAUCAACACAGUGCGGAGCAUCAACAUCGCCCUGGGGGCGCCGGUGGACCGCUACUGCGUCAUGGCUAAGAGUGCGGUUCGAGGCUGGGGGAAGAUCCAGGCAGAGACGGCCGGGGUGCUGCCCCGGCUCUGGGUGUUCCGCUGGGUGAGGACAACGUGGGAGAGCCUCCGGUUCGAGUUGGCGUUGAGAUCGGAGAUGGCCGUGAUGAAUCUGACACGAUCGUUCCUCAGCCUGCUGUCGUACUUAGGCCUCAUCUCUCUGGAGGCCGAGCUGUACGAGUACCUGAGGUAGAGCGCAUGGCCCCGGAGCCAACGGGCUUAAUGCAAUCCAACAACAAGGAGCCUGCCGUGGCAGCUGCGAGCGCUGCUCCAGUGUUUUUUUCGCACCAAAUCACAUCCGACCGGAGCCACUGUCUCCACAAUGGGCGGGAGCGUAUUGAACCUCAGGACUGUGACGCAUCGAACUCUGGAGGAAAAAAAAACUUUUUAAUGGUUUUAAAGUAAAUGAAAGAAAUCAAAAAUAAUUUUUAGUAUUUACAUCAUUCGGUAUGUUUUAGUGUGAUCUAAGUAGAUCCCUUUUUUUUUUUAAACCUCAAAUUUGCUAUAUUCAAAAAUUUCAUGUACCUAUUUAUUCUCCCAAAGUUAUUGUGCAGCAGCUGCAUCAUCGUCGCAUCUCAGCAACACGUCAAACACUUAUAACUGUACCUCGGCUAUUGAACAGGCAGAACACGCCAGCUUUUGGAGAGAGACGCCUUAAUUUACGACGGAAGAAAUCUUCAUGUUUAAACAUUGAAAUGAAAUGAUAACCACCCGCUGUGAGGCCGGUGUUGUUUCCAUCUUGCGAGUCUGGUUUUAUACGUUUGUCUGUUUUUUUGUGACGCGACAUCGUCACAGCCGUGCAACACACUGAUGCAACUUUUGUAGUUGAGAUCAAAAUGAAGGGCCAAAAGCUGGAAGGUGGGUGUGGUCACACUCGUGAGUACUUAUUGGUCAAGACGUCAACAUGUGACCUCAUCACACAACAGUCUUAUUAAAAUCUUCUACCUCC